GAUCGUUCGUUGUCAGUUCGCUUCAGCGUCUUCCAGCGAUCGGUCGAAUCGCUUUAUUUCACCGGGUACUGUACCAACUUCUCAACCGUUUCGCGCAGAAAGUGUAGGCCAACACCACCGGGGCCCGAAGAAAGCAGUGGGCUGCAGUGCCUUGCCAUAACUGUUCCGCGUUCCGAAUCUUGUCUUUCUUUUCCCGGCCGCUACUGACUGGUCGUCUUCUGUGAGAGCGCGCGUCGUGCACAUUGCUGCGGUUGGCUGACUGUUGAUUUUAUUGAUUCGAAGACGUAUAGAAAAGGUGCUGCCGGUCUCGAAUGGCGAGUUGAAGAAAAAGAAAGUUACCCCAAAGCUGGCCCAAUCCAAGAGUGGUGUUUGUGGUGCUGGUUGCGUUGGCAUCUAUCUCGUGGCAAGCUUGAUCUAAAGAAGGGCUGCUAAAGCCAGAUUUGUCAGUGAAGAAAGUGAAUUUGGUGCUUUUCGUAGGAAUAUUUCUGCAAUAGUGGAUGCACGUGUUAGAAAGUUGCUGAUAAAAUAAGCAAACAAAACGUAUCAAAAAAUGGCACUUCAGAUGAACGAUAUGCUGUACGAAAAUCCAUUGGAUCACUUUCUGACGCUGUUUGUGGAUUUCUUCAUAUUCUUCUUCAAAUCGAUUUACUAUACUUUGGAAACCUGCGUGCUGACCUGUAUUCCAUAUAGAUUCCGGAAAGUGAAGGAUGUCUCCGGCCAAGUGGUAUUGAUCACCGGUGGAGGCGGCGGAGUCGGCCGAAUUUUGGCGCUCAAUUUCGCGAAACUCCGGACGCGGGUUGUCAUCUGGGAUAUCAACAAGGAUGCGCUCAAAGGCACCGCCGACGAAUUGCAGGCCGAGGGUUACUACUGUCACACCUAUCUGGUGGACAUCUCCGACCGGGAACAGGUAUACGAGGUGGCCAAGAAGGUCAAGCAGGAGGUUGGCAACGUGGACAUUCUAAUCAACAAUGCCGGUAUUGUCGCCUGCCGGACGCUGUGGGACCUCUCGGACAAGGCCAUUGAGAGCACCUACGCCGUUAACAUCUUAUCGCACUACUGGACGGCGCGAGCCUUCCUCCCGGAAAUGAUGAAGUCCAACAAGGGGCACAUUGUGACCGUUGGAUCGGUUGCUGGACUGCUCGGAACCUACGGAUGUACCGAUUACAGUGCCACCAAGUUUGCUUGCGUCGGAUUCCACGAGGCACUAUUUACGGAAUUGAGGACCCACGGUUACGACAAUAUCCACCUGACGCUGGUCUGCCCGUACUACAUCAACACCGGAAUGUUUGCCGGAUGCAAACCACGCCUGCUGCCCAUGUUGGAGCCCAAAUACGUCGCCGACAGUAUGGUCAAGUCCAUUCUGAAGAACGAAGUCAACUGCACCCUGCCGGACAAUGUACGCGUGUUCUUGCCCCUGAAAUGCCUGCUGCCGGCCAAGGUCUGCUGGGAGAUGAUGAGCCGCAUCAUGAAGGGCCCCCAAACGAUGAUGGGUUUCCGUGGCCGGGGAAAGGCUACCGCUGGUUAGGUGUCCAAAAAACGAACGAAAGGGUGGGUCUUUCUUUUAUUAAAUUAUUGCAGAAGGCUGCUGUUUAACGAUUACGGAAUUUUUCGCCUCUGACGUUGACGAAGAUGCUCAAAAUUUUAUUUUGAUUUUUUUUAUAUAAAACUAUUUAUAAUAAACAAUUCAGAAAAGAUUCUUUUCUUCAUACGAAAAAAUGCAAUUUUAAUUUUGAAGCGUGCUCCAGAAAGUAUGAACAGGAAUUUCAAACAAAAAUAUAAAAUAAAAUUGUCUACAAACGAAGUGCUUUUAUAAAAGGUAACACUUGUUUAUAUUUUAUAUUUUCAAAAUUUUGCUUUUAUCCUAUACUCUAAACAUGAUCAUUGUUCAUACCUUCCGGAAAAUUACAUAACAUAAAAAUGCCUACAAUAUUAUUUACUGUUUUUAGCGGGUAAGACAAAAUUGUAACUACUUUAAAAUUUAAAGUAUUUCCAAAUAAACGAUAUUUUUCGAAACUCUUA
This is a messenger RNA of Armigeres subalbatus, 2019 nucleotides long. RefSeq names its product estradiol 17-beta-dehydrogenase 11. The record is from RefSeq and is a predicted model, not a curated record. The transcript has 5 exons. Lineage: Eukaryota; Metazoa; Arthropoda; Insecta; Diptera; Culicidae. Gene Ontology annotation, cellular component: lipid droplet. Gene Ontology annotation, molecular function: oxidoreductase activity, acting on the CH-OH group of donors, NAD or NADP as acceptor. Bases 551 to 1525 code for a protein of 324 amino acids.